Molecule: messenger RNA, 1404 nt
Organism: Coprinopsis cinerea okayama7#130
Lineage: Eukaryota; Fungi; Basidiomycota; Agaricomycetes; Agaricales; Psathyrellaceae
Exons: 4
Coding region: 1-1404 (467 amino acids)
Source: RefSeq, a predicted model, not a curated record
AUGGUUUCCGAAUCCCCAUUGACGUCUCCAGAACGUUCCCCUUCCCACAGUCCUGGUCCAUCCGUUGGCAGGCGGACUGCUGUUAGCGGGAGGAAGAGGCAAUUCAUCGCUUCUGACGACGACGAAGAUGAUGUCGAGCAAGCACCCGUCGCUUCUUCAUCCAAGAGCAACCGAAGACAACUUUUACACGCGAGGGCUCUCGAAGAGGAUGAAGACGAGGGAUACCAGCAUAGUCGACCCAACGAAGAAGACGUAGACGUCGACAUAGACGGCUCGAGCGACGCUGGCUACGCUCAUACCGACGACCCGUUUUACCAGUCUCAAGAACCGGUACAGGCGCCAGUAAAGGAAGAACGAACAAAGAAGUCCAAGUCGAGCAGGAAGGGUAGCGGUAAAUCCGGACCACCAACGAAGAAAGUCAAAAGGUCGUCAUCUAGACGAGAGCGGUCGGUGGGCGAUGGUUCUGACAUGUCGGAUGAAGAAUUUGAGGCGGACUUUAUGGAGGAUGAAGACGAUGAUAUGAGGCCUGUAUCAGAAGAGGAGUAUUCUGAUGAGGAAGAGUAUGGAAGAAAGAAAGGGAAGGGGAAGGCUGUCGGGAAAGGUGGAAAAGCGAAGGGAGGCAAAGGGACCAGACGUGCUGCAUCCCCAGAGAUAAAGUUUAGAAAUGAGGGCAAGACAGCUCCACCACCCCCAGCAAGGACAGGUAAACCAGAUCCUCUCCCAUUGGACGACAUGGAUGUGGACGUUACCAAUUCCGAACGCUCAGGUCGACCACUUGGAACCGCGGACUCGCGCCCUUCUGGUUCGUCGAAGAGUCCGGCGUCGCGCCAUGGGUCUGUUCCCAAAGAUACUGGGACUGGUCCCCCGCCACAGAAGAAACGCAAGCUUCCAACUAUCAAGAAGAAUAAGGACGGGACGGCGCCUACGACACCAGCCACUGCGAAGUCGACUGUGAGCAGUAUCUUGAGCGAGGUUUUGCCUGCUACCCCUGCUCCGAGACUACCUGCUGCACAGCAAGGCGUGGCAGAUUUGGAUUUAACGAACAAAAACAUCUAUGACCAGUUGUUCAAAGGAGGGGCAAGUGCACUGAGCUCGGACAGACGAGCGAAAGAAGCAGAACGCCAGAAGGAACUCAUGGCAAUGAAGGAAGAGUGGAAAGCGAAGAGGGCAGUGGAACAGCGAGAAACACCACCUUUCGACCUGCAAGCCCAGUAUGAGAAGAUUUCGCGGUUCGAGGAACGGCUAAGAACAUAUCACAGCGGUGCUCUAUACCCCCAUUAUCUUGCUGGAAAAUGGAGGGAGAUGUGGGAGAGGAGCAAGGCUCGCGAACGGGAGCAAAGGGAGAGGGAAAGUCAGGAAUCACAGCCGCUCGCGAAUGGAACUUACGGUCAUGACAGGCGAUAA